Messenger RNA from Astyanax mexicanus (Mexican tetra), 1633 nucleotides. RefSeq names its product male-enhanced antigen 1 (gene mea1). Lineage: Eukaryota; Metazoa; Chordata; Actinopteri; Characiformes; Acestrorhamphidae. Gene Ontology annotation, biological process: spermatogenesis. The record is from RefSeq and is a predicted model, not a curated record. Bases 188 to 745 code for a protein of 185 amino acids. The transcript has 4 exons.
UCCUCUGUAGAGGCUCUCUGAUUAUCCGCUCUGACAAGCUGCGUUUAUUAGUAUCGAGUUUAUCGCGGUGUUGUGUCGAGUUUCUCUCUCUCUCAGAGUGAGAAUCGCGGGGUUAUAGAGGAGAGGCCGCUGGCGGGGCUGCGGGCGGCGCUGGUGCAGAGCUGCAGACAGAACUCAGAGCCCGUGGAUGGAAGUGAGCAGGGCUCGAGACAUGGGUCCAGAAAGAGUGUUGCCGAGCUCCGAGGAGGAUCUGGUGCAGGACAGGACCUCCGACACUGCGGUUGCAGAAGAGUGGAGUGGUGAGGACAUGGAGGAGGAGGAAGGGGGAGCUGGGGAGGAAGAAGAAGACAAUGGGGGAUAUUAUUACCAGCCACUGAACCAGGAUCCCGAUGGCCUAAACAACUCGAACGUGGAGCAACCCGACGAGGGAACACAUGCCGAGCAGAUCCAAGAAGUCCAGGAGCGAAUAGAGGCCAUGGGUUUGUUCCUGCCUCAGCCGCCACCUCCAGACAGUGAUGAGGAGGAGGAUCCUGAAGGAGCUGCUGCACAGCAGAGUCACUCUUCCAUUCCUAUGGAUCCAGAUCAUGUGGAGCUUGUAAAGAGGACCAUGGCAGCAGUAAACCUGCCCACACUGGGUAUUCCUUCCUGGGCGCAGGAGAUCUCUGACGACCAGUGGAAGGACAUGGUCCAAAAGACCCUUCAGUCCCGGCAGAGCUCUGCAAGCCUUAUACUGGAACACAAGUGAAACCACCCAAGGCCUUCGUCAUCUCCUCCACCCUGUAGCUCUCGUUCAUUAAACUUCAAAAGACCCAUGUGACUAAACUGACUGGGAACUGGAUAUAAAUGUGCUUCACCCUUUUGUUUCCUUUGGUUGUGAUUAGAAGAUAAAACAUGUCCUGCAGACCAAAUAUCACAAAAUACAUUCAUAGUCCUAGAGCUUAUCGUUCGCUGCAUGAAUAUCCCUGAAGUCUUUCAGGAUUACAGAAGGUGAAGUGUCUCAGAACUUUGCAAGUAAUCUCUAUUUACCCUUAUCAAAAGAUUGUAUUGAGUGUACCAUACCAGAGUAAUACCAGUGUAUCUAACUUGUGUGUCACAUACCAUAUAGUCUGUUUUUUGUUUCUUAAUCUUGGUCCUGGAUGCAUCUUGCGCUGCACAUUAUUACAGUGCUUUCACUGCUCCCAGCGCUUUCAGAGUUGCAGUGGGAGUGUUAAAGCAGAGAAAACACUAAAAUGUUCACGACAGGGUGGAGGACCACUACCAGGCUUGAGAAAUGUUAAUCUAAUCGUUCAUUUCAACAUGGUAUGCUUUUUUUUUUUAUAUUGUACUUUAAAAUCAUUUUUGUUUUUCAUGAACUCACAAACAUUGAAAAUACAAUUACCUAUUAAUUAAAUCAAUGGCUUUGAGCAUUCAAUUAACUGACAUCAGCUCAAUCGUAGCUUUGUAACCUGUUUGCAGUACAUAUAGUGUAGUAGUGAAUAUAGUAUAGAUCUCUGUGCAGCAUCUUCAGAAACACACUGUUCUUUUCUUUUUUGGACUUUAUUUUGUUCUGUACAUACAUGAACAUCUGUACAAAAUAUGACUUUCAUACUAUGUAAUGCUCUACCUAAUUAAAGUACAACAUAUGUACAUAUGA